AUGACAGACAAGCUCGCGUUGCUUGCAUUCAAGGCCGCGGUAACUGAGGACCCUUUCGGUGUGCUGAAUUCAUGGAACCAUACGACCGACCACUGUCAGUGGCAUGGUGUCACGUGCGGUCGCCUACACCACAGAGUCACUGUACUCAACCUACAAGCCCUCAAACUUUUGGGAUCCAUCUCCCCUCAUAUUGGAAACUUGAGCUCCUUGAGAGUCCUGAUGAUCCACAACAAUAGUUUCCAUCAUGAAAUCCCGCAACAAGUCGGCCAUUUGCACCAUUUACGUGUCUUGCGAUUAGCCUACAACACAUUGGAAGGUGAAAUCCCAAGAAACCUGUCGCGUUGCGCUCGCCUAACAUGGCUCCGCCUAGGAGGCAACCGGCUGGUCGGAGAAAUUCCCGUUGAGCUCGGUUCUUUGCUGGAGCUUCAGUAUCUUGCUUUAAUUGGCAACUAUCUAACGGGUACUGUUCCUUCAUCCAUCGGAAACUUGUCAUCGUUAGAGAUUCUCGGUCUUGCUUGCAAUGAGUUAGGUGGGAAGAUACCCCAAGCUCUGGGAAAACUAACCAAACUCAGAGUGCUUGAAUUAUCACAAAAUAAGUUGUCUGGCACAAUUCCUCCAUCUAUCUUCAAUAUUUCUUCCAUGGAGCUGCUCAGCAUCGAUGACAACCAAAUAGGAGGGAAUAUUCCUGCCAAUAUAGGCUUCACUCUUCCAAACAUCGGGAUUUUCACCAUCGCCGGUAACCGAUUCACUGGAGCGAUUCCUCGGUCAAUGUCUAAUGCAACCGCUUUAUUGUGGCUACAAGUCAAUGAGAACCAACUGUCAGGGAACAUGCCUCCUUUGGACCGCUUAAACAAGCUCCAAAUAUUGCACCUCAAUUAUAAUUAUCUGGGAAGCGGAGGAUACGGUGAUUUGAGCUUCUUUUGCUCGUUGACUAACACCACCAAUCUACAGUUGUUGUCCAUAUAUGGAAACAGCUUUGGUGGGACAUUGCCUGAGUGCAUCGGUAAUUUCUCCGUUACUCUUGCGCAAUUGACGCUGGGCCAGAAUCUACUGUUUGGCACGAUUCCUCGAAUAGCCAAAAAUCUCAUCAACUUGCAAAGGUUGCUUUUGGACCACAACAGGCUUUCAGGUACAGUCCCCUCGGUUUUGGGAAAUCUUCAUAACUUAGUGGAACUAGAUUUAUCGCAUAACAAGUUUUCCGGGGCAAUUCCUUCUUCAUUAGGAAACCUAGUAAAGCUAGCAGGACUCUAUCUCGAUCACAAUAACUUUCACUACUACAUUCCUUCACGUCUAUCAGAGUGCCGAAGUUUGGUGGAGCUUGAUCUUUCUAGCAACAACUUAAAUGGAACUAUACCUUCAGAGUUCAUAGGUCUCUCAUCACUGUCUAUACUUCUAAACUUGUCUCGGAACCAUCUCGCUGGUGUCCUGCCUAAGGAAGUCGGGAAAUUGAAUCUUUUGACUCAAUUAGAUGUCUCUAGAAACAUGUUAGAAGGCGACAUUCUGGCCAAUCUUGGCAGUUGUGUUGGAUUGGAAGUGCUCAAAAUGCAGGAGAACUCUUUCCGAGGCUCCAUUCCUUCAUCUAUUAGUAUGUUGAGGAAUGUCAAGGAGCUAGCUCUUUCACACAACAAUUUAUCCGGUGAAAUUCCAGAGUUUUUUGAGGCACUUGACUAUUUGGAGAUCCUGAAUUUGUCGUAUAAUAACUUCGAUGGCAUGUUAUUAACUAGAGGAAUCUUUAAUAAUGUCAACGCUACUUUUGUCUUUGGAAAUGACAAGCUUUGCGGAGGAAUGCCCGAAUUUCAUCUCCCGAAAUGCAGCUCUAGAAACUCAGGCCGAAGACUAAUCCCUAAGUGGAAGCUCGCCAUCUCAAUUUUCUUCGGGGCUCUUGGAAUAGCUCUUGUUCUUGCCGUUAUGUACUCUGCCAACGGGUUUUCUUCAAGUAACUUGAUCGGGGUCGGCGGUUUUGGAUCUGUAUACAAGGGAGUCCUUGAUGAGAAUGGAACUACCAUUGCUGCCAAGGUACUUAAUUUGACGCUUCAUGUAUGCUCGGGCACUGAUUACAGGGGCAACGAGUUUAAGGCCUUGAUUUAUGAGUUCAUGGUCAAUGGUAGCCUAGAAGAUUGGCUACAUCCAAGUCCAUCAUCAGCUAACGUAGAUGGGAAUGCGCAUAAAUUGAGUCUCAUCCAGAGGAUAAAUAUUUCCAUCGAUGUUGCUUCAGCAUUAGACUAUCUCCAUAACCACCUUCAAAGCCCUGUUAUCCAUUGUGAUCUGAAGCCAAGUAACGUCCUGCUAGAUGCUGAAAUGGUUGGACAUGUUGGAGACUUUGGUUUGGCGAAGGUCGUGAUUGAUUCCACCGAUGACACUAAAGCGAAAAUAAGCUCUGCUGGUGUUAGAGGAACUGUCGGCUAUGCUGCUCCAGAAUACGGAAAGGAAAGCGUGGUUUCAAGAGAAGGCGAUGUUUAUAGUUAUGGCAUUCUUUUGCUUGAGAUGUUCACAGGCGUGAGUCCAACAAACGAAAGGUUUCGAGAAAAUUUUAACCUUCAUAAGUUCGUUAAGGAAGCCUUGCCUGAACAACCCCUAGAGAUUACUGAUCCUUUUCUACUUCAAUAAAUGGAGAGCCAUAUGGGCACCGCCCAAGGCGAUGCAGCUCGCGAAUGUCUGGAGAUGGUCUAUAGAAUCGGGGUUGCCUGCUCUGUCGAAGCACGCAGAGAGCGGACGAACAUCGCGGAAGUUGCAGCUCAGCUGCAUUUUAUCAGGAAUAAACUUCAUG
Syzygium oleosum is the source of this 2767-nucleotide messenger RNA. RefSeq names its product probable LRR receptor-like serine/threonine-protein kinase At3g47570. Gene Ontology annotation, biological process: protein phosphorylation. The record is from RefSeq and is a predicted model, not a curated record. Bases 1 to 2607 code for a protein of 868 amino acids. The transcript has 4 exons. Gene Ontology annotation, molecular function: protein kinase activity; receptor serine/threonine kinase binding; ATP binding. NCBI's taxonomy places the organism in Eukaryota, Viridiplantae, Streptophyta, Magnoliopsida, Myrtales, Myrtaceae.